This is a messenger RNA of Trichobilharzia szidati, 366 nucleotides long. NCBI's taxonomy places the organism in Eukaryota, Metazoa, Platyhelminthes, Trematoda, Strigeidida, Schistosomatidae. The record is from the annotation of a GenBank genome assembly.
AUGCGCUUACCUCAAUGCGGAUUGACUACUACUACUACUACUACUACUACUACUACUACUACUACUACUACUACUACUACUACUACUACUACUACUACUACUACUACUACUACUACUACUACUACUACUACUACUACUACUACUACUACUACUACUACUACUACUACUACUACUACUACUACUACUACUACUACUACUACUACUACUACUACUACUACUACUACUGCUACUACUACUACUACUACUACUACUACUACUACUACUACUACUGCUACUACUACUACUACUACUGCUACUACUACUACUACUACUACUACUGGGAGCAAUAACAAUUCUAUUGUCAUGACAACGAAGGUGUAUAGAUGA